This is a messenger RNA of Plasmodium reichenowi, 6132 nucleotides long. Its product is annotated as helicase SRCAP, putative. The record is from RefSeq and is a predicted model, not a curated record. Gene Ontology annotation, molecular function: ATP-dependent chromatin remodeler activity; ATP binding; histone binding. The coding region runs from base 1 to 6132 and encodes 2043 amino acids. NCBI's taxonomy places the organism in Eukaryota, Apicomplexa, Aconoidasida, Haemosporida, Plasmodiidae. The transcript is spliced from 5 exons. Gene Ontology annotation, cellular component: Swr1 complex.
AUGAAUGAAAUAAAAUCUGAAAGUUUAUUGCAGACAAGGCCAUUCAAGUUAGGUAUUGAGGAUAUUCAAAAUUUAGGGUCGUCAUAUUUUAUCGAAAACAAUGAAAAACUGAAAAAAUACAAUAAUGAAAUCAGUUCAUUGAAAAAAGAAUUGGACAUUUUAAAUGAAAAAAUGGGAAAAUGUACUACAACAACGAAGAUUGUCGAACCAGCCAAAACUCCUGAAUUUACCUUCUGGUAUUAUGAACUUAAAGAAAUGAAAGGAUUUCAGGAUCUGGUUAUGUAUGAAGUAAAGAAAAAGAAGAAACACUUCAAAGUUUUGAGCCACAGUUGCCUAAAAUAUUUAAGCAAUCGAGAAAAGAUGAAAAUAAAAAAACAAGAAGAAGAAGAGAAAAGAUUAAAAUUAUAUUCAAAGAAUAUAUCGUCUUAUAUGGAUGUAUUUUGGAAGAAAAUAGAAAAGCUAGUAUGGGAAGAAAAAAAGAGAGAAUUACAACAAACAUUAAAUAAAAAAAAAGAAAUGAGAUUUAAAAAGUUUGUGAAAGAAGCCAUAAAAAAAAUAAAAGAUGCUAGACAUAAUAAUGCUCAUGAAUUGUUUGAAAAUAAAUAUGUUAGUAUGAGCUCAAAUAAUAACAGUGAAAUUGUUAAUAAUAAUUUAUCAUCCGUUGAUAAUGGUGAUAAAGAAUUAAAAGAAGAUGAUCUUACAGACCAAGAAGAAGAAGAUUAUCUCUUGGAUGAGCAAAUGAGCUCAACUGAUGAAUCUGAAAACAAAGAAGAAGAAAUCAAUAUGUUAGAUGACGAAGCAAACUUACCCAUUGAAGAAUUGUUGAAAAGAAUGUAUGGUUUUAAGAGUGGAGAGGAUUAUAUAAAUUUUAUGGAAAAUGAAGACGACGUAAAUGAAGAGAAUGUAAUUGAAACGAGUCAUAAUGAUGAAAAAAGUGGAGAUAAUAGCAUUGGUGAGGAUGAUAAUAAUAAUGAUGAAAAAAGUGAAGAUAAUAAUAUAGAAGAAAAUGAUAAUAAUAAUGAUGACAAAAGUGGAGAUAAUAGCAUUGGUGAGGAUGAUAAUAAUAAUGAUCACCAAAGUGGAGAUAAUAGCAUUGAUGAGGAUGAUAAUAAUAAUGAUGAUAAAAGUGGAGAUAAUAACAUUGGUGAGGAUGAUAAUAAUAAUGAUGAAAAAAGUGAAGAUAAUAACAUAGAAGAGAAUGAUAAUAAUAAUGAUGACAAAAUUGAUCAAGAGCAAUUUAAUCAUGAGACUAAGGAUGAUAUAAUUAAGAAUUGCUCGUAUGGACAUAUUGAUAAUAAGAAUUAUUAUGAUAAGACAGGAGAAGAUUACAAAAGUGAUAAAGAAAAUUAUUCACCAACCAGAUUUCAUAAUAAAAUAAAAAAGGAAAAAUAUGAUGAAUAUGAUACAAAGGUGAAAAUAGAAAAAAGAGAAGAAGAAAAUAAAAAUUAUGAAAAGGAUGAACAUGAACAUGAACAUGAACAUGAACGUGAACAUGAACGUGAACAUGAACAUGAAAGUGAUAAUUAUGAUAAGGAAAAAAUAAAUAAGAAAAAAGAAUUAAUUUUAUUAAAAAAUGCUAUCGAAAACGAUUCGGAUGAGAUGUCUGAACAUAUAAAAAGAGAUAGUAGAUCAUCUUGUCAAAGAAAUAGUGAAAAGAAAAGAAGAAUUAUAAAAGAUGAAUAUAAUUUAAGGAGGACAAAAAUAGCUAAAAGUAAACCAUCUAGCGAUAAUAACAAUAGUGACAAUGACAAUAAUAAUGACAAUAAUAAUGAGCACAAGAAUGAUAGUGAUGACAGUGAUGAUAAUGAUGAUAUAUUAACAUGUAACAUGGAUGAAAAACAUUUAACAAAAAUCCCUCCUAUUAUUAAAGCGACCUUACGAGAUUAUCAACAUGCAGGGUUACAUUGGUUAUUAUAUUUAUAUAAAAAUAAUAUUAAUGGUAUAUUAGCUGAUGAAAUGGGUUUAGGAAAGACAUUACAAUGUAUAUCAUUGUUAAGUUACCUAGCUUAUUAUUUUAAUAUAUGGGGUCCACAUUUAGUAAUAGUACCAACAUCUAUAUUAAUAAAUUGGGAAAUUGAAUUAAAACGUUUUUGUCCAUGUUUUAAAAUCUUAUCAUAUUAUGGAAAUCAAAAUGAAAGAUAUAAAAAAAGAGUUGGAUGGUUUAAUAAAGAUACUUUUCAUAUAUGCAUUUCUAGUUAUUCAACUGUUGUAAAAGAUCAUUUAGUUUUUAAAAGGAAAAGAUGGAAAUAUAUAAUAUUAGAUGAAGCUCAUAAUAUAAAAAAUUUUAAUACGAAACGUUGGAAUAUUAUAUUAAGUUUAAAAAGAGAUAAUUGUUUAUUAAUUACAGGUACCCCUUUACAAAAUAGUUUAGAAGAGUUAUGGUCUUUACUUCAUUUUCUUAUGCCAAAUAUAUUUACAUCUCAUUUAGAUUUUAAGGAAUGGUUUUCAGAUCCUUUAAAUUUAGCUAUAGAAAAAAGUAAAAUUCAUCAUUCCAAAGAAUUAAUAGAUAGAUUACAUACAGUUAUACGUCCAUAUAUUUUAAGAAGAUUAAAGAAAAAUGUAGAAAAAGAAAUGCCAAAUAAAUAUGAACAUAUAAUUAAAUGUAAAUUAACACGAAGACAACAAAUUUUGUAUGAUGAAUUUAUAAAUAAUAAAAAUGUACAAAAUACAUUAAAUACAGGAAAUUAUAUAGGAUUAAUGAAUAUAUUAAUACAAUUAAGAAAGGUAUGUAAUCAUUGUGAUUUGUUUACAAAUAAAUAUAUACAAACACCUUAUUAUUAUAUGUUAUCAAUUCGUUAUUUUGUACCUCGUUUUUUUAUUUUAUUUGAAAAAAAUUAUUAUGCAGAUUUUUAUCUAAUACUUUUUCUUCAUAAUGAAUUUACAUCUCUCGGUGGUCGAAAUGUUACCAAACAAACAAAUACAUCUUCCAAAUCACUUGACCUUGCUCAUAUUUUAAAUAAGCAUAAUACUAAUGAAUUGUAUGAUAAUAAUCAUAUUUCUGAAUUGUAUGAUAAUAAUCAUAUUUCUGAAUUGUAUGAUAAUAAUCAUAUUUCUGAAUUGUGUGAUAAUAAUCAUAUUUCUGAAUUGUAUGGUAAUAAUCAUAUUUCUGAAUUGUAUGGUAAUAAUCAUAUUUCUGAAUUGUAUGAUAAUCCAAUGAAUCAUAAAAAUUUCAAACAUAAUUCAAAUUGUUAUACUUAUCCAAAUGAUCAUAUUAAUAAUAUGAAGAAUAAUAAUCCAUCUGGAUUUACAAAAACCAGUGAAGAGUUUGGUCAGAAUAUAUCACAUGAAAAAGAUAAUAAUUAUCAUAUGAUGGAUCAUAAUAAUAUGAAUAAUUUAUUAUCAAACGAAAUGGUAAAUUCCUUGAGAAACGAUGAUAAUUCAAAUAAUAAUUUUUAUAAAUAUUCUCCCACAUCUAAUAAUAAUGAUUCGCAGACAAGUAUACAUGAUAACAAACAAUGUGAUUAUAAUAAGUUUUGUGCAGAUACUUUUAACAAUAUUAAUAGUAUUGAGAAUGAGGAAAAACAUUCCCUGAAUGUUUUAAACGAACAAAACACCAACAAUAGUAAAGAUAAUAAUAAUACAGAUAAUAAUAAUAAUAAUAAUCAUAAUAAUAAGCAACAUUGUAAUUAUAAUGAUAAUUGCACAAGUGAUUAUGCAACUAAUAUUAUUAAUCAUAGGAAUGCUUUUCUUUCCAUACUAAAACUCUUGAACCAAAGCAACCCUCUUAAGAGCGACAAUAAUAAUAAUAAUAAUAAUAAUAAUGGGAAUAAUAAUAUAUAUAAUAUGAACAGAUGUAAUAGUCGUAAUAGUCGUAAUAGUCGUAACAGUCGUAACAGUCGUAAUAGUCGUAAUAGCUCGCUGUCUAAUAUUUUUUCCUCCAAUACAAGUAAAAUGAAUUCAUUCCCACUUGAUUUGCUAUACACGAAAAGUUUUAUAAAUGAAAAUGCCCUAUGUAAGAAUUCUCUUUUUGUUAACAUAAAUAUAGAAGAUGUUCAUAGUUAUAUUUAUAAUAGUAUAUAUAAAGAAUAUAUGCCUAAGAAUAUUUUAAGUUUUUCUGAUGAAUUUCUCACAGAAUUAAAUAAUAAUUAUGAUAUUCUUUCUUUAUAUAUUGAUCCAUAUAAUAGAUAUAAAAGUUAUAAUGAAUACCUAUAUAAAAUGAAAGAGGAAGGAACAUUAACAAGUCAACAAUCAUUAAGCGAUAUAAAUAAUAAACAUAUUUAUCAUAAAAGUACAUCUAAUGAAAAUACACAUAUGAAAAAUAGGAAAACAUUUAUAUAUAAAUAUAAUAACAUGUUUAAAGUAAUUAAUAAUGAUACACAGUAUCAAAAUAUAUUUACUGAUGACACAAAUAAUACUUAUUAUAAUUCAUUAGAACAUAAUUUAUGGAUUAAAAGAAAUCAAAUUGAUGAAAGAAAAAAAGAACAAGAAGAGGAACAGAACAAAUAUUAUAAUCUGUGUAUGAAUAAUUUCUAUAUAUUAAGAAAUGAAAGAAUACCUAUCUUUGGUAAAAAUUUUCUAGACUUAAUUAAAAGAGAAUUUACAAAGGAUAAAAAUAUUGUUUAUAAUUAUACGAACAAUGUUCCUAUUAAUUAUUAUUCAUCAGUCAAGGAAGUUUGGGUUGAGGAUAUUUAUGAAAAGGAUAACAAAAAGAGGAAAUGGAAAAGAGAAAAGAGAUGGUACAAGAGAAUAAAGAAAACAAACAAUCAACCAGAAGAUAAUGAUGUUGACAAAAAAAAUAGUAUGGAUAGAGAAAUACAGAUAAUAAAUGAAGAGGAAGAAAAUAGUAUUGAUCAAGAAAAAGAUAAUUGUGAUGAUGAAGAUAUGAAUUCUAAUUUAUCUUCUAAUGUGUAUGGAAGUUUUGAUAUAUCAUCACACAAUUUUAUUCAUUCCAGAUGUCAUAAUUCAAUGAUGAAUAUGUCUUAUAUAAUUGAAUUCUUAUUUCCUAAUAUGGAACAAUUUUUAAAACGACAUGAAAAGAUGAUACAUAAUUUUACGUUAAUAAAUAAUCCAUCCGUGAUAUGUAAAAGUCAUGAUAUAAGAAUAAAUAAUAAUUUAUUAAAUUAUAGUAAUCAUAAAAUGAAUCCAAUCAUUUUAAAAAUAAAAAAUGCUACUAGAGUAUAUCAUGAUGCAUUUUUAAAACAAUCAAUAAUCUUCCCUUUAAAUAAAGAUAUAUCAUUAGGAAGUGGCAAAUUAUGUGCCCUAGAGAAAUUGUUAAGUAAAUGUAAAAGAGAAGGAAAUAAAUGUUUAUUAUUUACACAAUUUAUUAAAAUGUUAGAUAUAUUAGAAAUAUUUUUAAACCAUUUAAAUUAUUCUUUUAUAAGAUUAGAUGGAUCUACAAAAGUAGAACAACGUCAAAAAAUUGUAACAAAAUUUAAUAAUGAUAAAUCGAUUUUUAUAUUUAUUUCUUCCACACGUAGUGGUAGUAUAGGUAUUAAUUUAACAGCAGCAAAUGUAGUCAUUUUUUAUGACACCGAUUGGAAUCCUUCAAUUGAUAAACAAGCUAUGGAUAGAUGCCACCGUAUAGGACAAACAAAGGAUGUACAUGUUUUUAGAUUUGUUUGUGAAUAUACUGUAGAAGAAAAUAUAUGGAAAAAACAAUUACAAAAAAGGAAACUAGAUAAUAUUUGUAUAAAUAUGGGAAAUUUUAAUAACUCAAAUAACCAUUCAAAAAUAACAGAUACAGAUCCUACACAUAAUAAAGAUUGGUUUACUAAUGUUGAUACAAUCAAAGAAGUAUUUAUUAACAAAAAAAAUAAUGAUGAUGACGACGAUAUGUAUAAAGAUAGAUUGUUACAUGAGCAAGUCGAAAAUAAAGAUAAAAUGAAUGUCCGUUUUGAGAAAACAUUAGAGCAUGUUGAGGAUAAGGAUGAUAUACGUGCAUUAAAUGAGACUAAAAAGGAGACACAGAAUGAGAUAUCUCAAAAUAUGCAGGAGUUUACUACACGUAAUGACUUCCAAGACAGCUAUAAUCUCACCUCAUAUUGCUUCAAUUUCUUAAACGAAAAUCUAACAGACUCCUUAAAACAACAAAUUGAUGAAAUGAAAAUGAAAAUUGAAAUUGAAAUGAUGAAUACUGGAGAUGAAAAUAUGCCCCUUAGUGACUCAUCAAAUAAAUCCCAUAAUUCAGAAUAA